This is a messenger RNA of Ruditapes philippinarum (Manila clam), 606 nucleotides long. RefSeq lists its product as uncharacterized. Lineage: Eukaryota; Metazoa; Mollusca; Bivalvia; Venerida; Veneridae. The coding region runs from base 63 to 512 and encodes 149 amino acids. The record is from RefSeq and is a predicted model, not a curated record. Gene Ontology annotation, molecular function: calcium ion binding. The transcript is spliced from 5 exons.
AUCAGACAAUCAUCAUCAUCAUCAUUAACAGCAGUUUGAUUCAACAUCUAUAAAAGCAAUAGAUGUUUCCAUUUGCAAAUCAUCGAAGAAGGACCGGUUCCCGAAUCAACAUGAUGUCAUUAAGUUUCCUCGUCUUUAUGUGUGUAGCCGUAAAUGUCUUCGGUGGGUUUACAAACCAAGAGAAAGCAGAGAUGGUAUAUAAUGCCAUGGAUCUUUGGUUUGUGAAUGACAAACUUGGAGGUAGAGAGCGUGCGUUCUUCUUUAAACGCAUGGAUUGUGAUGGAAACGAUGAAAUUUCGGAAGCUGAAUCAUUCUGUGUUGGUAAGUUCUUAGAGGUAGGUGACACACUGUGGACCUUUCUCACAAGUGCCGAUUCAAACAGUGACAAACUUCUUACCCUAGAUGAAUACAAAGCUUUUUGGGAUGUCUGGGAUUUCAAUGUUAACAACAGAAUAACUUGGAACGAGUUCGAGUCUGCAUGGAACGCCACUAACUUUGACACAGCUGCUUAAACGUUCAACGCCAGUGAAAACUGUCAGCUGACAACGUUAAAUGACCGGAAAUGACCGUUGUCAAUAUUUAUUUUAUUAAACUUAGCAAAACUUA